Messenger RNA from Xenia sp. Carnegie-2017, 1104 nucleotides. Its product is annotated as ubiquitin carboxyl-terminal hydrolase isozyme L3-like. Gene Ontology annotation, cellular component: cytoplasm. Bases 37 to 738 code for a protein of 233 amino acids. The transcript has 10 exons. The record is from RefSeq and is a predicted model, not a curated record. Gene Ontology annotation, biological process: ubiquitin-dependent protein catabolic process; protein deubiquitination. NCBI's taxonomy places the organism in Eukaryota, Metazoa, Cnidaria, Anthozoa, Malacalcyonacea, Xeniidae. Gene Ontology annotation, molecular function: cysteine-type deubiquitinase activity.
AUUUAUUUUUUAGUAUAUUCAGAAGGUAAAUCAAUAAUGACAUCUUCAAUGAAAUGGCUUCCUUUGGAAUCGAAUCCAGAUGUGAUCAGUCAGUAUAUGUGGUCAGUUGGCAUGUCAAAGAAAUGGCAGUUUGUGGAUGUUCUUACUCUUGAUCCAGAAUUAUUAUGUAUGAUUCCACAGCCAACUUGUGCUUUAGUUUUACUUUUUCCUUGUUCUGACAAGUACUAUCGUUAUAAGGAAGAAGAAGAAGAACGUAUCAAAAAUGAAGGACAGAUUGUUAGUAAAGAUUUGUAUUACACUAAGCAAACAAUUGGUAAUGCUUGUGGAACAGUAGCUCUAAUUCAUUGUGUUGCAAACAACACAAGACAGAUUAGUCUUGAGGAAGGAUUUUUAAAGACUUUUAUCGACUCAACGCGUUCACUUACACCAGAUGAAAGAGCGACAAAGUUAGAAUGUAACGAGGCUUUAAUACAAGCUCAUGAUAAUUUUGCUCAAGACGGCGAUACUGAGACACCAUCGCGUGAAGAAGAAGUGAAUCUUCACUUUGUUGCUCUCAUUCAAAAGGAUGGCCAUCUGUAUGAGCUUGACGGAAGAAAAAAAUAUCCCAUCAAUCAUGGUGUAUCGUCACCUGAAACGUUCAUAAAGGAUGCUGCGGAGGUUUGCAGAAAUUAUAUGAAACGCGAUCCUGACAAUCUGAGAUUUACAGUAAUUGCUUUGUCAGAGAGCAGCAACAACUAGAUUUAUUUCGUAUGAUGAAUUUUUUAGUCAGCAAUGAUAAAACAAUGCAAAAGAAUAAGAUUAUAAACUCAGCAAAAAAAUAAGAUUCUAAAUAUAUAAUACAAAGUGUUUUUGCAUAAGAACACGAAGUAUUUGAAACAUUCAUUAAGUCAUUUGUUAAACAUUCAUUUGUUAUAGUCAAUUAUUUUCUUUAUGAUUGACGUUGUCAGUCAGUGUACAGAAUGUCAAGAAUCAUCACUUUUAAAUCCAAUUAUCCAAACAAAGAUCAUACAUAUUAACAAUGUUCAAUAAAGUAAAAAAUCUUCCCAACCCAGUCUUUGGAAUCCAUGUAGUAAUUUGCAAUAAAGAUUAAAAAGAACAAAAGAA